AUGUGUGUCCUAACGAUAUUGGUUCUCCGAGGCAAAAAACAACAACAUGAUUCGAGUUGUCCUCUAGCUCAUGUGCCGCUACGUGCACUUUCAAGGAAUCAAACUGGCACAGUCUCGCUUCUGACACCAAGAGGUAAAAACACCUUUAAUUACAUCAAGUACAGUAAAUUUAAUAGCUUAAUUGCUAAUAGGAUUUUAAAUAUGGGCAGUAGAUCGCAGAUUGGAAUCAGAGCACGAAUUACGAAGAACUUAUUAAAUAUAUGUUGUUUAUAUGCGGCAAAAUCUACCACUAACAAUUUUGAAGCUUCUUUGGAGUCUUCAAGUACUACUGCUCAAAUGCCACAGAUUUCAACUUCAUUUACCACGAAAAUUUGGAAAAGCCAAGCAGAAAGAAAAACAAUGGCACCUAUUGGAAAAUUACGUGCUCAUUUAAUUUCUGAUGAUGACAGUAAUAAGGAAAGUGCUAAAAGUAAUUUCGAUGAAAAGGACAUUCAAGUUGUUGCAAAACAGAGCAAAACAGGAAAGAGUGUUUCAAGCGGGACAAUUCCUAAAAAAGUUCCAAUUAGAAAUAAAAGGCUAGAAAUAAAUAAAAAUUCUGAUAUUAUCGAAGGUACAGUAAUUAUACACGCAGAAAAUGAUAUGGAAGAAUAUUCAAUGCGCAAGAAUGCACAUGCGAAAUUUACUCCUCUUAUGAGUUCCACGAAGGACAUGAAUUUUAGUUAUACGCAGCAGAUGAUGGACGGUAUCGUAAUUGUAGAACCUUUAUCACCAAUAAAAUUAAACGAAACUGUAGUAGUUGAUAAAAACUUGGCUAGUAAUAUAGGAAAAAAUAAUGAACCUAAAUUUACAUCACGGUCGUCGAUAACUUUGCAGAAGAAGAUUCAGCAGCUGAGAGAAGCGGUGAGAUACAAAGAGUUUGAUGAAUUACUCAGAGUAGAGGGGUCGUCCGCUGAUGUGGAAAAAUCUAAAGUAAAUAUUAAAAAACAAGAAAUUAAAGAACAACAAAAGCGGCAGAACAAAUCUGUCAGAUCGAACGAAGGUGGAACUCUUGUUGCUUCAACAAAACCAUGUUCGAGAGAAAAGCGUAAAAUUACAAAGUACCAACAAAUAAAAACCACGCAUAAAUGAAAUUGUUUAUUUGAACCAGAUGCCAAAGUAUCCGUGAAGAACAGAGUUAAGGCGUUUGAAGAGGCAACGAGAACAAAAUCUUCGGAAAAAGAGAGGGGAAAAGGAAAUAUCAUUGCGAAGAAAACCAUAGUUCGAAAAUUAGCGCGAAGAUCAGUGGAGAAAGCGAAAAGAAUUUUAUUAGCAAAACAGAAUAAGAAUGCCGAUGAAAGGAGAAAAGAAGAAGAGCAACGACAAGCUACGGAAGAAGGAAUGAAAACCAAUCAGAUGAUUACGUCGCAGCCAAAAUAUGGCUCCAAACAGCAAGGUCCAAUCACUUACGUUUUGGAUAGUAAACCUGACGACGAUGAAUCAGAUGAUGAAUCGAGGCCACAGCAUACAAUUCCACAUUGGGCACAAUCGCACAUACGUGAAAACCAACUAGCGAUGCAGAGAUACAUUCCGAAGAAAGCAGUCCAGAAAUUCUUUGGUAGCAGAAACUGCACACCAAAUUUAAGUGAAACGUUUGAAAACAUAGAUUUAAUUUCAUUGCAAUGCACGUCCAGUGCAAUAUGGGAAACACCACCGCGUUAUUUCAAGAUGGAAAACGAAGAAGUAUAAUUUGUUAAACUAGAUAUUAUUGAUUUUACAUUAUGCCUAAGAAUAAGAAUACUUGGCGUACCUUGUUAUUAGCAAUUAAUAAAUAAUUGAUAUGUAAUAAGUAACUGUUCUGCUGCGACUUUUGAAUAAAUAAAGUAAGAAAGUAAAGUUUAAUAGAUUUGACUUAUUAUCACUAUUGUAAGUGUAAUAAUUCGCGAGAUACCAAACUUUAAUGUAUCCAGCAUUGUGUCCUAAAUUUCUUCAAAUGGACUUACUCUCCAAUCAUAUUUUCUGGCUUUAUCUUUUCUUUCAUAUUAAAUAUUUUGUUGCAAUGAAGUAUCAUACGUUACAUACAAUAAGUAAUCUUAUAAAAUAGAUAAAUAAAUCAUGUUGUAGAAAUUAAAUGCAUUCCUUUUUUACCUGUUACAAGAAAAUGAUUUUUAGGAUCAGUUGCUAAUGUUAAUGCAGAAUCACGUAUAGAAUGAAUAACUGCGAAAGCUUGUAGAAAUCCAGCAUCAGGGUGAUGAGUCCACACUUGUCCCCCUCAGAGUAUCGGGGCUUCGUAAAAGUUCAUUCUUGUCCACGAGAUCGAUUUUGUUGUCGUCCAACAAUUGACAAGUCGUUUUCCUGAGUUCGGCUGCUAUUCGCCUAGCCUCGUCUAUGUCUGAAUCCACUUGAAUAUGUCUGGGCGUUUGCCUGGAAAUUGGAUUCACGUCCAAAUUUUGAUAUUGUUUCUAAUGUUACACCUGUGAUGUAACACCUUUGAUAUUGUUUGUGAUGUUACACCUGUGUGUAAUAAUCAUCUGAUGUUUAGUUUUCAUUACUUCAUCUGCAGCUUGUCGUUGAGUUCAUGUGCCUGCCUGUUCAAAUGCCGUUUUUUAAAAUCUUGUAUUUUAAUAUUUGCUUGAAACUUUUUCAUUUCAAGGGAUGACUCACCUUCGACUUUUAGCUGCUGCAUCUUCGUGUUUUCACUCCGUGAAAAAAUUCUCGUUCUCUUACUUACUUAUCUUGUUGUCAUUGAAGACUUUUUUCGCUAUAUCGCAUCUUCUCCUAUAGAAAGAUCAUUUUGUGAAGUGAUCUUUCUUGAAAUCAAAUAAAGAAAUAAAAAAUAAAGAAGAAAUAAUGCUGCUGCUGCUGUUGCUCGGAUACUGUCGUAUUUUCUUCCUAUUUAGGAGGUAUCGUGGAAGACAAAUGUCGGACUACGGGCGACGUAGCUAACCACUGCGUUAUCGUCGUUCGGUAUUAGUUAGUGUCGAAAUGGCGGUAUUUGUGCUGUCGAGUGCCGCCACAGUACCCCCUUACCAGUGAUAACGUUUUCCUACUUUCGUGUUGUGCCUAUGGUCGUACGAUUCAUUCGUUAUUUCCGUGUGCGUUUGUGAGAGGAUUCGACAUCUGCGGAUUUGUCGUUUCGCUGCGGGAUAAAGUGUCGAUCGCGUGUAGUCAAACCCGUGCAGAUGUUGCGCGAGGUCUUCGAUGCGGCGAUGAAUAUCUGUAGCUACGGCACGUGUCGUCGUUCCGCGUUCAUCGUAGCGGUAGAGGUCCAGUUUUUCACAGUCGUAGGUUCGCGGCUUGAAGUCUCGGUAGCGCUACCACGGUCACACACCUCCGUUUCGAAGUCGAUCACAUCACGUCGGGGUCACCAAUUGAGGCGGAUAUAUCGUAUUAAUAGUGAUAGCUCCUGGCGGUAGAUGUCGCUGCUGAGGUACUGUCGUAUUUUCUUCCUGUUUAAG
Messenger RNA from Bombus pyrosoma, 3434 nucleotides. RefSeq names its product inner centromere protein-like. The transcript has 7 exons. The record is from RefSeq and is a predicted model, not a curated record. Gene Ontology annotation, biological process: meiotic spindle midzone assembly; mitotic cytokinesis; metaphase chromosome alignment. Gene Ontology annotation, molecular function: protein serine/threonine kinase activator activity. Lineage: Eukaryota; Metazoa; Arthropoda; Insecta; Hymenoptera; Apidae. Gene Ontology annotation, cellular component: midbody; kinetochore; chromosome passenger complex.